Messenger RNA from Lycium barbarum (goji berry), 1230 nucleotides. RefSeq lists its product as uncharacterized. Bases 1 to 1230 code for a protein of 409 amino acids. Gene Ontology annotation, molecular function: catalytic activity. The record is from RefSeq and is a predicted model, not a curated record. The transcript has a single exon. NCBI's taxonomy places the organism in Eukaryota, Viridiplantae, Streptophyta, Magnoliopsida, Solanales, Solanaceae.
AUGAUUAAUACAAUCAUAUGGAAUAUAAGAGGGAUAGGCUCUAGAGGAGCCUUUGAUAGACUCAAAAAAAUCACUCAUAUUCACAAGGCCACUUUUGUGGCACUUCAAGAACCUUUUGUUCACAAUGCUGUCAUCAACAAGAACAAAAUACAGAAAUACAAAAGAAAGCUGGGAUUUACUAAUGCUGUCACAAACAAGAAUGGCAAGAUAUGGUGCUUAUGGGAUGAUGAUUUCAAAUGUAAGGUGAUCAGUGAUCACAAUCAACAGCUCACUCUGGAAAUUCAGCAUAGUAGUCACAAUGAAGGUUUUGUUGUAACAAUAGUCUAUGCUAAAACUUCCUCUAGGAAGAGGAAGAGACUGUGGGAAAACUUGAGGACCUUGAAUAGUCAUAUAAACAAACCAUGGUCUAUAAUGGGGGAUUUCAAUAACAUCAUAGAAGCUGAGGAGAAGCAAGGGGGAAGACAACAUAGACUAAGCAGAAGUUUGGAGUUUGUUGGUUGUAUGGAUGAUUGCAACAUGAUGGAUGCUGGAUAUUCUGGGGAUAAAUUCACUUGGACUAAUGCCAGAAGAUUGAGAGGAAGGAUCCUGAUGAGGCUGGAUAGAGUCAUGUAUAAUGAUCAUUGGUCUCAGAAAUUCCCUAUUGUCAAUACCAGGCAUCUCCCAAGAACAGGUUCAGAUCACAGGGUACUUCUUAUGAAAUGUGACAGUAAGGAACCUCCAAGGACUAAAUAUUUCAAAUUCUUAAAUUUCUGGACUGAACAAGAUGAUUUCAUGGAUAUGGUGAAAAAUUCCUGGCAUUCUGAUGUGAGGGGUAAUCCCAUGUGGAUUCUACAACAAAAAUUAAAAAGGCUGAGCAACUGCCUAAGCCACUGGUCAAAAAACAGCAUUUGUAAUGUGUUUGAGAAAGUGAAAGAGCUGGAAGAACAAGUGGAAAAGGCUGAAGCCCGGUAUACUACUUACAACACUGAUCUAAACAGAAGUCUUCUUCAUUCUAAGUAUGUUGAGCAAAUUUAUUGGGUUAAUAAGGAGACUUCUAUGCUGAGGCAAAAAGCCAGGAUCAAAUGGCAAGAGGAGGGAGACAGUAACACUAGAUACUUUCACAGUGUCAUUAGACAAAAAAGGAAAAAAGCACAGCUGUACAGAAAUAAAAAUGAGCAGGAUCAAUGGAUUCAAGGGGAUGAUAAAAUUGCUGAUGCUGCCACUAGACAUUUUAGCAAAUUGUUUUCUUAG